Molecule: messenger RNA, 8340 nt
Organism: Dunckerocampus dactyliophorus (ringed pipefish)
Lineage: Eukaryota; Metazoa; Chordata; Actinopteri; Syngnathiformes; Syngnathidae
Gene: hecw2a
Product: HECT, C2 and WW domain containing E3 ubiquitin protein ligase 2a
Exons: 30
Coding region: 570-5030 (1486 amino acids)
Biological process (GO): regulation of dendrite morphogenesis
Molecular function (GO): ubiquitin-protein transferase activity; protein binding
Source: RefSeq, a predicted model, not a curated record
ACCACACAGGACUUCACUGCUGCAGCGUUCAGCGCACACGAGCCACGUCAGCAUCCUUCACCUCUGGAUGCUUAUCUUCUGCUUCCAGCGGGACUAGCAGGAUUAUCAGGACCACCAGGACUAUAGGACCAGCAGGACCAUCAAGACUACCAUCUAAGGACGUGACUCGGAGAGCUUGGAGGCUGUGGAGGUGGGAGGGGCGGAGAGAAGGACUCCACCCCGCCCGUCUGGUUUGGACUGCGGGGACUGAAGGAAGCAUCGAGCAGACAUGUCCAUGUCCAUCCUGCAGCUCUGCGUCAAAGGUGCUGAUUGUGAUUUUUAAGAUAUCCAAGCGGCAAAGACGUGCCGUCAUCAUGGAGGCACGCAGCAGUAGAGACAUAGACAACAUGCCAUGUUUAAGACCCACACGUUCCUGCCCACAGAAACUAAAGCUACUCUCAGAAAGUGGGAUUUAGGUGAAGACAACAUGGGUCAUCAUCUCCGAGACCAGCUUCCCCAAUAAGCAGCACCUCACCUCCUUCCUUCUGGGGAUCACCCAAAGUCUUCACUUUGUCUCGUUGCCGUCCAACAUGCGUCCGUCUCUUGCCACGGCAGUCCUUCCAGCCAGGACGCGUACCCACAAUGCACCUAAUCUGGCCGUGGGGAGUCGUGAGCAUCUCUCGGCUCCCCGAAGGCGGAGUCCAAACAUACGACACACCCUGAGCCCAGAGAACCUUCGGACCCUGGCAGAGAGAGGAGGGGCAUCUGUGGACACUGUGUCUAUGGUUAGCAGUCCCAUUGGACUUCCACGGGCCAACAGUGACACAGAUCUGGUCAGCUCUCAAAGCAGGUCCUCGUUGACGGCAUCCACACUGGAGUACACGUUGAACCGUGGCCAGAACCUUGUCAUAUCCUGGGAUAUCAAGGAGGAAGUGGACGCUACGGACUGGAUUGGACUGUACCAUAUUGAUGAAACCAGUCCAUCCAACGUGUGGGACUGCAAGAACCGAGGGGUGAAUGGCACCCAGAAAGGUCAGAUAGUUUGGAGGCUGGAGGCCGGACCUUACUUCAUGGAGCCUGAGACCAAGAUCUGCUUCAAGUAUUACCAUGGAGUGAGUGGAGCCCUGAGAGCAACAACUCCCUGCAUCACUGUAAAGAACACUGCUGUCCUGGUGGAGGGCCUUGCAGAGCAGGUGGGUGUUGAACAUCCUCGGAAACUGAUAAGCUUCACUUUGACAGAUCUGCGUGCCACGGGCCUGAAGAAAGGCAUGUUUUUCCAUCCGGAUCCAUAUCUAAAGAUGUCCAUCCACCCGGGGAAGCGCAGUGUCUUCCCUGUCUUCAGCCAUCAUGGACAAGAACGCCGAUCAGCCAUCAUUGCAAACACCAUUAAUCCAGUUUGGCAUGGAGAGAAAUACACGUUUGUAGCACUCAUGACAGACAUUCUGUACAUCGAAGUGAAGGACAAGUUUGCAAAAAGCAGACCAAUCAUCAAGCGAUUCCUUGGUCAGCUAACAAUCCCUGUACAGCGCCUGAUUGAAAAAAUACCCGGAAUCCAGCCUGUGAGUUUCCCUCUGUGUCGUCGCCUGCCCACGGAACAUGUGAGUGGACAGUUGCAGUUCAAGGUGGAACUCACGUCAACUGGUGCUGACGGUGCCUCUCCAGAUUCAAUCAUUGGCCUUUCAACAUUCAAUGGAGCUCCAGGGACUCCUUCAGAUGAUGAAGACCUGCCUCAUCACCUUCCAGGAAUGGUCUCAGCAGGCCCCUCUCCCACUGGCUCCCAGGACUCUCAAACUAUUUGGGAAGGCGGGGCCUCGGCGUACCCAGAAAAAGAGUUUUCACUCGUUGGUGCUGAGGCACGAUUUUUGGGAGGACAUCAAUUACUUCAGAGGUCACUCAGUGAGGGCCUGGAUGCUAUUGAGGCUCCCAAAGGUCCUGGAGAAAGGCCCCUUGGUGCUGCCUCUCCUAAACUACGUUCAAGCUUCCCCACACACACUCGGCUUAGCGCUAUGCUGCACAUCGAUUCCGAUGAGGACGAAGACAGGUCCGGGGCCAGUGAAAUGCUUCCGAUUCCACCGUCCCCGCUGCUGCUGAAUGGAGUUCCUCCAGAUGUUACAGGUCCUGAUGAAGAUGACCCAUCGCCUGAGCAUCAUGGAGAGGAGGAGCCUGAGGGUCCUGAAGAUAUAGCCUCUGAGGCCCAAGUGUCCCCCAAGGUGGAGGCAGGUCUGAACCAAGAUGACGUCCUGGAGCUAGAUGUCUUUUCUGAGGUGGACGACGCUCCUUUCUCAGAGGCUGUUUCCCAUAAUACUUUACCAGAGGGUGGAGAGGUGCCCGAGGUGGGAGGAGAACCUGUUGAGGAGCCUUCUUCAGAGAUUGACACCUGCUCCAUGGCAACAGCCCCACAGACGGUCUUCUCUUCCUCAGACAGUUGUCCCGUCACAGUGACCACUGCUGUGGACGCAGAGGAGGUGCCAGACACUGCCAUUGAUCCAGGGGGAGAUGUGAUUUGUGGCGAUCCAGCUGGAGACAAUGAAGGUAGUGGACAAUCUGUUUGUCCUGAGGGAGAAGCUGCCUCAGCUUUAGAGCAGGAGAACAUUCUGGAGAUCAGUGUGAGGAAGCUGAGCCUGCAGGCUGAAGAACAAGAAGGGGAUGAGUCAAAGCCACAUGAGGAGAUUGUUACCACAGAAACAGAUGGAGAGGAAGGUACUCCUGUCAAUGGUCAUCUUGUCAGAUCACUUCCGUCUGUUCGACAAGACAUUCAUCGCUAUCAACGUGUGGACGAGCCUCUUCCACCCAACUGGGAGGCACGUAUCGACAGUCACGGAAGAAUCUUUUUUGUGGACCAUGUGAACAGAACCACCACAUGGCAGCGACCCACUGGACCUCCUGCACCACAGGGUCUGACCCGGUCUAACUCCAUUCAGCAAAUGGAGCAACUUAACCGCAGAUACCAGAGCAUCAGAAGGACAAUAACCAACAGUGAUAGAACAGAAGACAGCACAGCUGACCUACUACCUGAACCAGAAACUGAAUUGAUGCCUCACUCCAUUUCUGAAUACCGACGAGAGAGUGCAGUCAGUCAUGCGAGUGGUCGUCUUUCUCUGCUGCUCCAGUCUCCCAGCGCCAAGUUCCUGUGCAACCCCGACUUCUUUACUGUGCUGCAUUCUAACCCUAGUGCCUACCGCAUGUUUACAAGCAACACCUGUCUGAAGCAUAUGAUCAGUAAGGUGCGGCGAGACGCUCAUUACUUUGAGCGCUACCAGCACAAUCGUGACCUCGUUACCUUCCUCAACAUGUUCUCCAACAAACAGUUGGAGCUUCCCCGCGGUUGGGAAAUGAAACACGACCAUACUGGGAAGCCCUUCUUUGUGGACCACAAUUGUCGGUCAACAACCUUCAUCGAUCCACGGCUGCCUCUUCAGAGUUCUCGCUCCACUGGGCUGCUGGCCCACCGCCAGCACCUGAGCCGCCAGCGCAGCCACAGCGCCGGAGAGGUGGCAGACGACUCUCGACAAACCAAUGCAUCCAUGAUGCCUCGCCCAUCCAGCACCUUCAGUGGCUCCAGUCGAAGUCAUUACCAGGAUGUGGUGCCUCUGGCGUACAAUGAUAAGAUUGUGGCGUUUCUACGGCAAGCAAACAUCUAUGAGAUCCUGCAGGAAAGACAACCAGAACUUACCAGGAACAAUUCACUCAAAGAGAAGGUACAGUUUAUUCGCAGUGAGGGAGCCAAUGGGCUUGCACGCCUCUCUGGGGAUGCUGACCUCGUCAUGCUGCUGAGUUUAUUUGAAGAGGAGGUGAUGUCAUAUGUGCCGCCUCUGCUCCACCCAAAUUACUGCCUCUCCUCUUCUCCUCAGAGCUCGCCCGGCACCCAGCGAGCAAACGCCCGUGCUCCUGCUCCCUACAAACGAGAUUUUGAAGCUAAACUGAGGAACUUCUAUCGAAAGCUGGAAACGAAAGGUUAUGGACAGGGACCUGGCAAAGUCAAACUGGUCAUACGGAGGGACCAUCUUCUAGAGGAUGCCUUCAACCAAAUCAUGUGUUACUCACGCAAGGACCUACAAAGGAGUAAACUUUACGUCAGCUUUGUAGGAGAGGAUGGGCUGGACUACAGUGGGCCAUCCAGAGAGUUUUUCUUCCUUGUGUCCAGAGAGCUCUUUAACCCGUAUUACGGCCUGUUUGAAUAUUCAGCAAACGACACAUACACCGUGCAGAUCAGUCCCAUGUCUGCCUUUGUAGACAACCACCAUGAAUGGUUUCGUUUUAGUGGGCGUAUCCUGGGAUUGGCUCUGGUCCAUCAGUAUCUUCUGGAUGCCUUCUUUACCCGACCCUUCUACAAGGGUCUUUUACGCAUACCUUGUGACUUGAGUGACCUGGAGUUCCUGGAUGAAGAGUUUCACCAAAGCCUGCAGUGGAUGAAAGACAACGACAUCGAGGACAUGCUGGACCUCACUUUCACUGUCAAUGAGGAGGUGUUUGGACAGAUCACAGAGCGAGAACUAAAGCCAGGCGGAGCGGGUAUUCCUGUGUCCGAGAAGAACAAGAAGGAGUACAUUGAACGUAUGGUGAAGUGGCGUAUUGAGAGAGGCGUGGCUCAGCAGACUGAGAGUCUGGUUCGAGGCUUCUAUGAGGUGGUGGAUGUGCGGCUGGUGUCGGUGUUUGAUGCCAGGGAGUUGGAACUGGUGAUGGCUGGAACUGCAGAGAUCGACCUGACAGACUGGAGGAACAACACGGAGUAUAGGGGAGGUUACCAUGACAACCACAUAGUGAUCCGCUGGUUCUGGUCAGCAGUGGAACGGUUCAACAAUGAACAAAAACUGAGACUGCUGCAGUUUGUGACAGGCACAUCCAGUAUUCCCUACGAGGGCUUUGCCUCGCUACGGGGAAGUAAUGGACCGCGCAGAUUCUGUGUAGAGAAGUGGGGAAAAAUCACCUCCUUACCCAGAGCUCACACGUGCUUCAAUCGUCUAGACCUGCCACCGUACCCGUCUUUCUCGAUGCUGUAUGAGAAGAUGGUGACGGCUGUGGAGGAGACUAGCACGUUUGGUCUGGAGUGAAGGGAGAAGGUUCUCCUCAGCAGGAGAUGCUGAGAACAAAAGUCAUAUCCCUAAAAGGCAACUGACACCACACAUGGUGAAUCAUUGUGCUACGACUUUCAAGCAGAAGAAUUAGGAGAGGAGUAUCUGCAAAUGUUUUUAUGGCGAUCUUUCUUCAUUGAGCCUUCAGUUAACUGCCUUCUUCGCUCUCCUCCUCUUCCUCCUCGUGCACCUUAGAGAGCCAAUGGACUAGUGUUCUCCAUUCUCCUCUCUGGACCUCAAAACUGUGUCUGCUCAAUUCCAAGACCGUCACUAAACGUCCCAGUCCAGUGUUUCUUCCAGAUGAUUUCUCCAGCAUGGAAGAAUGUCUACUUUGUGCAGUCAGUGAUUGUCAUGACAUUAAACACACACAUACUGCACCAUCAAUUGUUUUCAUAUACUUUCAUAGGCAGAAGUCACACAUCAUCAUGCAUGGAUUUGGCUAGAGUGACACUGAAAUCAAGUAAGACAAGCACUGGACAGAUAUGUUUGCUGACAGACCUCAGUCCCAUACGAGUGUAAAGUUUGCAAAAAAAGCUAUGAAUGUAUGAAAUAGGUGAACGAAUGUACAUGUAUGAACCACAAGCCAUGAUGAGACACUCAUUCGUUGGAAGACAGUCAAUAUCACAUCUGCUAUGAAUGAAAUGAAAAACAUCUGACCGUGGGUCUGUGGGUUUUUGAGUAUGAUUUUUCAAAACAAUUCUACGAAUUUUACAAGAUCCAUUUGUCCCCCACGGUGAAAUGUUGUUGAAAGCUGUACAUGGAAAUAAUGUGUUCCUCAGUGAGAGAUGGUCAACAAAAGAAAUGCUUGGAAAGCGACGUCUUUUUGGCUGACUUGAAAGGGCUUUGACAUUUUGUUAUUUUGUUAAAGUUUAAAAAACACAGCCCUAAUAAGAAAAGUCAUUUGCUGAAUGCACCGGUGUAUUUUAUGGCUGUUCAGCCUAAAGGGUAACACAAGCAGAAUCUUAAAGAGUGCCAACCCAGUGGAAUGUCUGCCGCAUUGGAUUUGAUUUUUUUUUUUUUUACUUAAGAACAUUCAGACAAUAUGUGAAUGCUGUGAAUUGAUAUAAAGUUUAAGUACUGUACUGUUUACAUAAGGUUGUAUCACAUGAACCUGCAUAGACAAACUGGAGAUGUUUUGACAAAAAAACGUGAAGAACUACACUACUCACAAAAAAUAGUAGGAUAUUGGGCUUUUGGGGGAAAUCUCAGGAUGAACCUAAAAUGCACUAUAACCUGUACAGGUCAAGUUAAUUGUGGAUUGUCAGUCAUUCAGGUCAUUGUAAUCCGCAAAGGUUGAAGCUUGUUUGUUGAAGAGAUUUAACUGUUCAAAAGGCUUAUUCAGUUCUAAGAUUUUAGAUGUGGAGUCACCCUGUUUAUGUCUCUGGUGAAUGUGUCCCCUGGGGGUGGUCACAAUAGGGUUGUUGUUGUGGUUGUGGCCCGGCGUGACUGGUGAACAACGGCCUUGCAUAACAAUAAUUAAUUCUCCUAUCUGGUGGCAAAACAGCUCAUUAGUGGCUACCCAUCCUGUGGAAUGAGACAAUCUUUGGGGGUGAGAUGUCAGGACAUUGUUAUAAGUAGAUGAUAGAUGAUGCCUCAGACCUCCUUCUCGGUGUCGAGAGAAUAUUUCUAGUUUAACCGACAUGCUUCUUUCAUGCUGCUUUCAAACCAGCAGUUGUCCCUAUCCAGAAUUUGGACAUCAUUGCCCUCAAAGGAAUGUCUCUUCUUUUUGAGAUGCAAAUGAACUGCUGACUCUGGGCCUGAAAACACUGCUUUCCUAUGUUGUGGCAUGAGUUUGUGUAAGGGUUGCUUGGUCUCCCCAACGUAGAGGUCAUUGCACUCCUCACCACACUGCACUGCUUAAACAACGUUGCUGAAUUUGCUUCUCAGGAUUUUGCCUUUGGGGUAAAGCAGCUUUUGUAUGAGGGUGUUGGUGGGUUUAAAAUACAUCUGUAAUUAAUUUGACCUUCUCUCAACUUUUGAAUAGACAUGUCCUGUUGAACUGUUGAAUGUUUCAGUGCUUUUUCCACAACUUUUCACACUCACACUCACUUCAAGAAAAUGAACGGCAACAUUGACAAACGUGUGUGAUCCAUGAAUGAACUAAUAACUGUCCUGGUGCAAUUAGAAUUGGCAUUUAAACUUAACUCAAAUUAACUUCACCGGUAAAAGGGUAUAGUGCAUUUUAGCUUCAUUCUGAAAUUUCACCCAAACGCCAAUAUUGUACCAAUAUUGUCUUACCUGAAUGGUCAUGUAUGACUUCUGUGACUUGUAAGUAUAUUUUUGCCUUGAUAGCAUGUGAUAAACACACAAAACACAAACUACCCUUUCACGGUCAUACACAUCCUUCCAUGCAAACAAAGCAGAACUGUAGUCAAUGUGUAUGGGGUGCAUGCAAAAUGAAACUUGUUGUACAAAGAAGUGUUGGAGCAACAUGGCUAGAAUAGUGCUAGAUAGCUCCACAUGUGCUGUGAGUUGCAGACUUUUCUAUGCGAGCCCCCCAGGCCCAAUACUGCAUGUGUGUUGGUUCUGGUCAGCUCUGUGAGCGAUGCCUUGAUGCCAUUGUGUUAUAGCUUGAUAUUGCAUGCUGAAAUAUUGCAAGACACUGUCCUUACUAGCUUUUUGCAUGAGGAUAUUGUUAUCACAAAACAGGGGAAGGAGUUGUUGUUUUUCGUUGUGGAACUCACAAGACUCAAAGUCACUUUCAUGGAGAAUGCAGUAGUUUCUCGAUGAAAUUGCCAUUUCUGAACGAGUAUCUGGCAAGCAUGCUUCCAAAGUGUCACUUUCACACAUGCGUGUCUGCCUAUGUUACAAAUAGGUCGAUGAUGAUGUUGGUUCAUUGCUUGUGGGUCAUUGAUCAAUCAAUAGGGCUGUUUUGACUUGUAAAACAAUAGAACACAAGUAUGUGUACCAUGUGUGCAGUCCUCUUUGUAUAUAACUGUAAAUGUAUAUCUGUCCUGUUGUGUGUAUAAAUAUAUCUUUUGCACUGAAUGUACCAAAGGGGCUUGACAAGUAAACCAUUCUUUCAUUUCAGACAAACAGCAUCGGACACAUCCUUACACUUCACAUGUUUGUGGCAUGUUAAAAUAGACAUUCUAUGUUUGCUACAGUGACUCCUUCAAAAUAAGACAUGAUAACCUCUCACUUCCUGUUCAAUUCUGAUAAGACACAAUUGGUUUUCAGAGGUCUCUUGUCUGUCCGUCUCCACGUCAGUCCAGUUUGGGUGAUGUGAGAUAAUUGCUACACGGACUUUAUAAAAAUGUAAAUGCAUGGUCCAAUCAAUAAAAAGAAU